GUAAGCAAUGAAAACUACACGCUGUUGGACGUCUCUUCUGCUUACUCCCUCAUGAGAGGGGUGAACGCCUCGCUGAUCGCUGACUCCUCGCCUAUAGUGAGGGCGCAGAUGUACCACGGAAUCGGCGUCGAGUUCUGUCACCAUGAAUUGAAUUUGCCUCAGGUGAAGGAAUGGGUAAGCGAGAAGCACGUAUUCGACCUGGUGGUGAUGGAGCGGCUGCCCUACCAGUGCUUCUACGGGCUGCUGCACAGCGCCGGCUACCCCCCGCUGGUGGGCAUCCUCACGCUGCCGGCCAUGGUCCCGGCCUACUACACCAUCGGCAACCCGACCAACCCCGCCUACCUGACAGACAUCUUCGUCAGGUACUCGGACCACAUGAGCUUCUGGGAGAGGCUCUGCAACACCCUCUUCCACGUGCGCUUCCUGCACUACUGGUUCUACACGGUGCUGCCGGAGCACGAGGCCCUCAUGAGGAAGUACCUGGGCCCUGAACCCAAGUCUGUGUACGAGGUGGAGCGCAACUUCAGCAUGAUCCUGAUGACUGUCCACUUCAGCGGAGACUACCCGCGGCCCCAUCUGCCUAGCAUCGUCGAAGUCACUGGACUGCACGUCUCCAACAAAACCAAGCCACUGCCAAAGGACAUUAAGGACUUCUUGGAUGGGGCGAAGCACGGAGUGAUCUACUUCAGCCUGGGCUCGAACGUCAAGAGCGCCACGCUGCCUGAGCACAAGAAGCAGGCGUUCAUCGACGCUUUUCGCGAGCUGCCUCAGCGAGUCAUAUGGAAGUUCGAGGAGGACACUCUUACCAACCUGCCUCCCAAUGUCCUCGUACGGAAGUGGCUGCCGCAGCAAGACAUCCUCGCGCACCGCAACGUGAAGCUGUUCGUGAUGCAGGGCGGGCUGCAGAGCCUGAACGAGGCGGCGCUGCGAGCCAUCCCGCUGGUCGGCAUCCCCUUCUUCUCGGACCAGGAGCACAACUGCGGCAAGAUCGUGUCCGCCGGCAUCGGCGUGCGCCUGCGGCACCGACACAUCACCAAGGAGGCCGUGCUGCGCGCCGUGCGCACCGUACUCGAGGACCGCACGUACUCCGAGAACAUGAAGCAGUACUCGAAGCUGUUCCGCGAGCACUGGGAGACGUCCCUGGACAAGGCGGUGUGGUGGCUGGAGUACAUGAUCCGCCAUAAGGGAGCGCCGCACCUGCGCAGCGCCGCCCUGGACCUCCACUGGUGGCAGCUGCUCCUGUUGGACGUCAUCGGCUUCAUCCUGCUCGUGGCUGUAGUUGCAGUCACUGUCGUGUGCUUUGUCCUGCGGUGGACAGUCGCCCUCGUAUUCAGGUCAAAACGAGAUAAAGCGAAGACACAGUGAGGAAAAAAUGUGGACUCGUUUCUAGGUCACUGUGUGUCGGUGUGAUAUCUGUAACACAACGUCUUUGUGUUUUGAAGCUCUUGGCCCUAGUUUACACUAUUGUGAGUGUUACUGUUUACCGAACUGGUCAUGUUUAAUUCACAUUUCCGUAUCAUCUGAAUCAAUGCUGUUGCGAGCUAGUAUUCAUUUUAUUGUAAUGGUUCAUAUUGAAAUUUAUCGUAUUAAUAUUUUUAGUCUCUUGACAAAGAAAGGUACCGGACAUCAAUUUCUUUAGGUAAAUGUUUGGAUCGUUUUGGGUGCCUCCUUCAAUACACAAAUAUCCUCCAUCAGAUAUUGGCAAGAGAUGUUUUGUGGUCCACAGUUUGUAAAUAUUCAUGUCUAGACGUGAAUUAUCUCUCUCAGAGAUAGCAAGAGUCCUGUAAUAUAAGAUUCUUUGCCCUUAGUGUAAGUUUCAUAUUUUCAUCCUGCAAAAGUAAUGUCCAAUGUGGCCAAGAAGUAUGGCUGUUCAUCUGUAGCCAGUUGUAACUUCCGCACAUGAUGAACUAUGUACCUCAGAGGUACAGAUCUGGACCCUAUCGUGAUUACAUAGACAUGGUUAUGAUUAUAUUUUAAAUAUCCAAAGGAUGCUGUGUUCUCUAGGCUCACAUCAAUUUUAAAAUGACAGAGAUUUUACAGUUGACACAUACACAUCAUUGAUAUAGUGCAUACAAUAUGUAAGUAACUUUACAUGUCAACUGCAAUAUGUACAGGAUGUUCUUCUGUUACUGACAUCUCUGUGCACACAUUCAUUUGUUUGUCCUCUGUAUGAAAUGUCACUGGAGUAUUUGCUUGAAUGUUGGUCUCGCAAUUAAAUAUUUUUACAUGCAGCUUAUAGUGUACAGCAAGAUGUCUUUUCACUUGUAAGAGACUUCACUGCAAAUCAGUUUCAAAAUAAUAGUAUUUUUUGCAUCCUGUACACUGGUAUUGCAGAUGACUGAUGUGUCAGAUAUUACUUGAAUUAUAACUCUGUAAUAAAUGGUACUACAUGGUACGCUCCAUUGCUAGUUCUUCCACUUGUUUGUCUGUUCCCUUUCAGUUUCACUUCUAGGCUACGUUCGUGAGUGUAAAAUUAUUGUCCAGAGAUGUACCUGUUUAUUGCAGUUUGCUAUGAUUUGUUUUUAUUGACCUGCUAUCCUUUAGAUUUGAAUAUACUUCCUGGCAAAGGUGUUAUUACUUGUAAAUUAAAAGAUCGAAAUAUUUGUAGUGUGUAAUGAGUUCCUACUGCCUAGUCAAAAACAUUCAUUGAAGGGUACGGCAGUAUUGUGAUUUGUAGGUUUAAAAUGCUCUUAACAAUGUAAAACCUUUAAGCUGUGAUAUCUUUUUCAUAAUAAGUACUGUAAAUUAGCAAAUGUGAAAUAAAUUUAAUGAUUAUUA
Messenger RNA from Schistocerca americana (American grasshopper), 2778 nucleotides. Its product is annotated as UDP-glucosyltransferase 2-like. NCBI's taxonomy places the organism in Eukaryota, Metazoa, Arthropoda, Insecta, Orthoptera, Acrididae. Bases 52 to 1365 code for a protein of 437 amino acids. The transcript has 5 exons. Gene Ontology annotation, molecular function: UDP-glycosyltransferase activity. The record is from RefSeq and is a predicted model, not a curated record.